Molecule: messenger RNA, 636 nt
Organism: Paramuricea clavata
Lineage: Eukaryota; Metazoa; Cnidaria; Anthozoa; Malacalcyonacea; Plexauridae
Source: the annotation of a GenBank genome assembly
AUGGCGAAACCAGAAACUAGUGAAAUAAGUCGACCAAUUUCUCACCUAAAACCACCUACUGAAUUUGACUUCGACGUUUCAAAUGUAGCGCACUCAUGGAAACGUUGGCGAGAAGAGGUAGAGCUGUAUAUGGAAUUGGCUAUGGUUGGAAAGAAAGAAGAGACGAUAGUUAAACUCUUUCUGUACAUUGUUGGAAGUCAAGGUCGAGAAAUAUACGAGACAUUAUCGUUUGAUCAAGAACCCGAAAAGCGGAGCUUUAAAGAUAUUGUUGAAGCAUUCUCGAACUAUUGUGACCCGAAGAAAAACGAGACGGUAGAGAGAUACAAGUUCUUUACAAGAGUGCAAGAAGCGGGAGAAACAUUAGAUAAGUUUAUCACAGAUGUGAAAAUUCUGGCUGCAACGUGUAACUUUGAACAGCUUAAAGAAUCAUUGAUCCGAGACCGAAUAAUUUGUGGCAUGACUGACUCGAAGCUACGACAGGACUUGUUAAAAAUACCUGAACUGAGCCUAGAUAAAUGCAUAGAGAAUUGUCGCGCAGCUGAACUAUCAAAAGAACGAAGUAAAGAGAUCGAAGACAACGAUAGGAUUUAUGCUUUCAACGCUGGACAGGGCGGUAAGCAAAAUAGAAGCCGAAAG